AUGAUCUACCGACUUUUAUUCGUUGUUAUUUUGCUAUUGGUUACUGUAGAUGCGUGUAAAUCGAAUGGCGCAUGCGGUUGUUGUGGAUGUCGAGCGAAGGCGAAAGCGAGAGCAGCGAAUCGUGUCGAUAUUGACGAUGUGAAAGAACUCGACGAAAAAGAUGACGGCAACAUUUUUGGUUUGAAGAUUUGGAAUGAUACUGACAUCAAAGUGACCGACGAAAACAUCGCUCGACUUACGAAUCCGAACCAUCUGUUCCACUUAUGUUGCGAAGAAAGAAGGCUUCCACCAGCGUGUAUCCAAAAAUGCCAUUUCAAUAUUUACGACAAAAAUGUGCUUGAAUCGAUGUUCGUCGGAACUGACGACUGUCCGCUCGACUUCCUUCCCGAGAUGCAAUUCUGCGCAGCGCAAGGAAGAGAUCACAAAAAUUGUUGCGAAGGACGAGGGGUUGGAGACACGUCUGCCGGCGAGAGAUGCCUCACAUUCUGCGAUCAACGACCCGACAUUUAUACCCCAAUCGACUACAGUUAUUCUCCAUGUCUUGACAGAUUCGAGGACAUGAAGAGAUGCUUUUAUGAUGAUAUUCGAACGACCGCUCGAAAACAUUUCGUCGCGAAAAUGAACAAGAAAAUUAAUUUUAAUUGA
Molecule: messenger RNA, 645 nt
Organism: Caenorhabditis bovis
Lineage: Eukaryota; Metazoa; Nematoda; Chromadorea; Rhabditida; Rhabditidae
Source: the annotation of a GenBank genome assembly